AGAUGCUGAAGAAUGCUCAAAUAUUGAGUGCCGCGUAAUCGUUGGCACCUGGUUUGGCGAAGGCGCUGUGUUAGGAUGCUUAGUCUGAGGUCGGCCAGAAUGAGUAGGCUGGUCAUUGGUACUUUUACAUUUCUUGUUUUCGGAACGACUGUUCUGCUCUUCAUGGUACACGACGCACGAAAUGAAAUUCGCGAGAAGGAAGAGAAAGCUCGUCAAUGCUACCAGAAUGCCGAAUCACUGAAUUCACAGCUUCAUGUCUCAAAAGGAAAAGUCAAACAACUUGAAGACUCGUUGCGAAUGGAGAUCGAUGCGCGCAAGGAAGAAACGAACAAGCUCAGGAUGAACGUUGAAAAAUUAACCUCUCUCAGAACGCAAGAUCGCACAGACAAAGAAAUCGCCUCAAAACGAAACGAGGAAACCAUAUCUUCCUUACGGAAGCAAAUCGAUGAGUUGCAAGAUGAACUCAGCAAGGCCGUAGAAACGAACCAUGAUUUAUUGCGCGACAAGGCUAAUCAAGCUUCUCGCGUGGAUGAAGCUGUUCGGGAACUUGAGAAAUACAAGUUGCAGGCGUCAGACAUUACUAGGGUCAGUUUGGUUGACGAAUUUCAUUCCCAGGACGAAAUGAAGCGACAGAUCGAUGAAUUGAAAGUGGAGCUUGGAGAUGGCGGUAACUGCAAAGCCAAACUGGUCGAACUUCAGAAAGAACUGGACGGUGCCCACGCGAAGCUGGCUGAACUAGGCUUCAAAAAGAACGACUCUUUGAGAAUUAACCCUGGUGGUGCCUUAUCAUCGAUUAAACCGAGCUUAUCAUCUGCGCACGUCGAAAAUUCUGCCGCGCUGAAGGACGGAGUGAGUCGUCCGAAAUAUUACCCGUUGGUUGAUGUGCGCGGGCGCAAGAUGAAUCGCGUUGGUGUGGGUCCUGCACCACAUGCCAUGAAUGUUGGUGGCAACGCUAAAUUGCAGAAUGCUUCCAAAGAAGCGAACCGGGAGAAUGUAGACAAGGUAUCGUCACCGAAGCCCAAGGCUGAAGAAGUUAAACCGAUGGCUUCUGUCAUCAUCUGCUUCAGAUACAAGAAAGCCGGCGUCAAGAACGUAUUGCAUGUUGAAGAUAAAGCUGCACAACUCGAAAAUAACGAAGUCGAACCAAGGCCGGGUUGGAACAGGCGCUCUGGUGCUGUCCCCAUAAAUAAAGCACAUCGAGGCGAUCAGAAUCAAGUUGCGAAUAAUUACGCCGACUUCGAUGAUGGUGAUGCCAACCGACAUCAUUUCGAUCAAGUUGGUGACGCCGAGGUUCCUGUUGACCGCCUGAAACCUCGUUAUGACUACAUUGGAGAAAGCAAUCAGGAAGAAGGUGAUGACGCCGUCGAUGGAAGAAUACCAGUUCCUGGCGAAGAUGAAAUCAAGGAUGAUAAUAUCAUACCUGCUCCUCCUCUGGAACAACUCGGUCAUCGGGCGGCUAAUAUGGUUUUCCAAGAGCACAAGCGACGACCAAUGCGCCAAGUUAGGAGUCGUGGAGAAGCUGGUGAAGUUUUUGUUGUGUCCGGAAAUGAUGGAGAGGAAGGAGUAAUGGUGAACCCGCAUUGAAGAUCUCGAAAUGUUCGUCGAAGAGCGGAAAAUCUACUUCUGACCAAAAUAUUUCUUCGCGGUGCAAGAGGAGCUUCAUCGUGGGUUCAUUCAAACUGUAGCUAAUGUAAUUUUCGUACAAAGUUUUUUUGCUGCAAUUUUGACGUGCUGCGACUGAAAAUUUUCGUUUGGAUCUUUGGGGGUACUUUUUACGAAGCCUUUUUCCGUGAGGCUGUUCCCGAUAAAAUUCAUAAAAGAUCGCCUCCUUGUUCUGAGUUCCAAUACAUUUAUUUUUGUUCACCUCUCGGACAUGGAUUGUACUGUAUUGGGAAGUUGUGGGUGUUCCCGAUUGAAAUGGGUGUGCGUACGCAUUGCUGUGUUUUGUGAUCUGACGUCGCACGGUUUUGAAGGCGCAUUUUUUUCAGUCUGUCAUAUCGUUGAAAUAUGAUAAUGCGCUCAUGUGAUAUGGGAAGAUUCGUGCGUGUCCUUACGGACGUGGUGAUGUUUCCGAAAUCCAGACUCAUGCAGGAUAGCGUUUCAUUUUCACGUAGUUCAUUUUGGUGCCCCAGAAACCUUCGGUUCAAGCUUAAUUGACUCUGCGGUAGUGUGAAGUGGGGCAAUGUACCACACUUCUUUCGGAAGGAUCUUCUGGCAAAGCGUUUGUAUCAGCUAGCGACACGUUGUGAUAUUACCCUGCGAAGUAAUUUGAACCAUAGAAGUUGUCUACUCUUCGUUGACUGGCGAACUCGACCUUGUUAUGCUCUGGAGGCAUUCUGAAGAUGUUCCCGGGAAAAAAUGGGUUGUCUUUUUAACCAUUUCGGGAUUUUUCUGGUGCGUUUUGGUCGCAUUCGAACUUUCGUUCAGUGUUCUUCAUGAAAUAUACGAUUUAGUUUUGAA
Molecule: messenger RNA, 2460 nt
Organism: Notodromas monacha
Lineage: Eukaryota; Metazoa; Arthropoda; Ostracoda; Podocopida; Cyprididae
Source: the annotation of a GenBank genome assembly